AUGCUGCCUAGGCUUCUGUGUGAAGAGUUGUGCAGUCUCAAUGCGGGUGUAGAUCGGUUGACGUUCUCCGUUGUAUGGAAAAUGGAUGAUAAGGCCAAUGUAUAUGAAGAAUGGUUUGGUAGAACGGUGAUACGAUCUCGAGUUAAGCUGACUUACGAACAUGCACAGGACUUCAUCGAAAAUCCAGAAAAGGACUUUAGUGAUGCUGAAAUGCCUGAAAUAAGUGAUAAUGUGACGGUUCAUCAGCUUAAAGAGAAGGUACUGCAACUGAACUCUAUAGCAAAGUUGCUGCGACAGAGGAGAAGAGAAAGUGGCUCGCUGCAACUUGAUCAACCAAAACUAAAAUUUGCACUGGACGACGACAAUAAAUCACCCAUUGGAGUGUCCAUAUACGAGGCUAAGGACUCCAAUCGUCUUGUAGAGGAGUUCAUGUUACUCGCGAAUAUGGCUGUAGCCAGGAAAAUAGAAAGGCACUACAGGAAGACAGCGCUUUUACGAUGUCAUCCUCCGCCGAAAACCAAAGUGCUACGAGAUGCGCUGAAGCAGUGCAAUACACUUGGUUUUCCUAUCGAUGGAACUUCAUCAUCCGAACUCAGUCGUGCAUUGGCUCAUUUUCGAACUAAUUGUCAGCUCUCCAGAUCGAUUAACCAGGUGCUCUCCUUGAUCCUGAUGAAAGCUAUGGAACUUGCUCGAUACUUCUGUACUGGUUCAGUUGACAGUCAAACGAAAUAUCAUCACUACGCUUUGAAUGUGCCUUUCUACACUCACUUCACCUCGCCUAUUCGUCGAUAUCCGGACAUAAUCGUUCAUAGAUUGCUAGCGGCCUCGUUGAAUUACUGUGAACCUUCUGGAAGAACUGUGGAGGAACUGGAGAAAAUUGCUCAACAUUGUAACGACAAGAAGCUUACUGCAAAGAAGGUUAGCGAGAGCAGUGCUGAGACAUUUUUCGCUGUUAUGGUUCAGGUGAGUAUAAUUACGCGAUGA
This is a messenger RNA of Cooperia oncophora, 984 nucleotides long. Lineage: Eukaryota; Metazoa; Nematoda; Chromadorea; Rhabditida; Trichostrongylidae. The record is from the annotation of a GenBank genome assembly.